AAGCUUUUAUCACCUUAUACAACAAAUAUGAUGACUAAUUUUCAAAAAAUAAAAAAUGAAAGUAUUUAGACUAAGGUAUAUAUAUAUUGUACUCUCUAUUUAUUCUGUUUCAACAAAAAUCUAGCUACCACUUUCAACCAGUCUUACCUCAUCAAACACAUCCCAUAAACAUGGAAGCUUUGAUAUUCUCUGUUGAAGUCAUAGGGACCAUUAUUUCAGUGCUAAUGUUUCUUUCUCCAGCAAGAACAUUUUGGAGAAUUGUAAAACAUGGUUCCACAGAAGAGUUUGAGAGUCUUCCAUACAUUUGUACAAUGUUAAGUUCAUUGCUUUGGACUUAUUACGGUUUGACCAAGUCAGGAGAAGCUGUUGUGGCCAUUGUCAAUGGUUUUGGGACCCUUGUGGAGACCAUCUAUAUUUCCUUGUUCCUUAUUUAUGCUCACCCAAACAUCAGGGCAAAGACAGGCAUUUUGGUGGGAAUAUUCGACGUGGGUUUUUUUGGAGUAGUGAUUUUAGUAACUCAGUUAGCUAUGGAAGAAGAUGCACGUAUUAAUGCAAUGGGAUUUUUGGGUGCUGGCCUCAAUAUCAUUAUGUAUGGAUCACCUCUUGCUGCCAUGAAAACUGUUGUGACGAGCAAGAGCGUGGAGUACAUGCCAUUCCUUCUAUCAUUUUUUCAAUUUCUCAACGGUGGAAUUUGGACUUUGUAUGCUAUUCUUGUUCAAGAUUAUUUCCUCAUGGUACCAAAUGGAACUGGAUUGGGACUUGGAAUGGCCCAGCUGGUACUGUAUGCAAUGUACAGAAAUGCAAAGCCAUGUAUGAAUGUAAAUGAUGUAUCAAAUUCAGAUGUACUUUUGGAAAAUGGCUCCCAAACACAAAGCCUCAUCACAUGAUCGAUCCUCCGCCCACUAAUAAUGCAUCUAUAUAUUUAUAUAGUAAUGAGUAAUGAGAAAGAUCCAUUGAUUCACUUGUGUUGAACUAAAUGGUAGAUGAAACUAGGGAAAAUUAUGAUUUGGAGGAUAAAUUAAACUGAUUGCAUAUAAUUUGUUUUCCUUAUUUAAUGUAUAUAAGGGCUACAGCCCCAAUCUUUAUCA
This is a messenger RNA of Cannabis sativa, 1088 nucleotides long. RefSeq names its product bidirectional sugar transporter SWEET17. The coding region runs from base 171 to 887 and encodes 238 amino acids. Gene Ontology annotation, cellular component: membrane. The record is from RefSeq and is a predicted model, not a curated record. Gene Ontology annotation, biological process: carbohydrate transport. NCBI's taxonomy places the organism in Eukaryota, Viridiplantae, Streptophyta, Magnoliopsida, Rosales, Cannabaceae. The transcript is spliced from 6 exons. Gene Ontology annotation, molecular function: sugar transmembrane transporter activity.